Molecule: messenger RNA, 506 nt
Organism: Mycotypha africana
Lineage: Eukaryota; Fungi; Mucoromycota; Mucoromycetes; Mucorales; Mycotyphaceae
Exons: 1
Coding region: 35-271 (78 amino acids)
Source: RefSeq, a predicted model, not a curated record
AAUCAACAAAACAAUUCAAUCUACUACUACAAAAAUGAAGUCCUUCUCUGUCCUCGCUUUUGCUCUCUUCUUUGUUGCUGCUGUCUUCGCUGCUCCCUCUCCCAACCCUGAUGAUGGUGAUCAUGGUGUCACCCAAGCUAUUGGCACUGUUGGUGCUGGUUCCGACAACGGUAAUGGUGUCCUUGGUAAUUUGUUAGGUGCUGGGCUCCUCAACAACAACCAAAACGACAACAAGGUCGGUCAAAAUGCCCAAAUCCACACUGAUGAUUAAACGCGUUUUCUCAAGCCCAGGUGUUUCAUAUAUACCACUUGAACACACACGUUUGAUAAAUGCCUUUUUUUUUUGGUUUUUGCAAUCUAUUACUGGCUCUCAUCAUAUCAACUAUGAUUGAAUUUUUCUUUCUUAUAUAUCAACUUAAACUAUUAUAUUUCAUUAGAAACUUGUAUCAAGUAUUCAAACAAUUUACAAAUUAUAUUAUUCCUACUGUUUAAAUAAAGUCACUGAG